Messenger RNA from Triticum dicoccoides, 1273 nucleotides. RefSeq names its product transcription factor bHLH35-like. Gene Ontology annotation, cellular component: nucleus. The transcript is spliced from 5 exons. The record is from RefSeq and is a predicted model, not a curated record. Gene Ontology annotation, biological process: regulation of DNA-templated transcription. Lineage: Eukaryota; Viridiplantae; Streptophyta; Magnoliopsida; Poales; Poaceae. Gene Ontology annotation, molecular function: protein dimerization activity; sequence-specific DNA binding; DNA-binding transcription factor activity. Bases 70 to 840 code for a protein of 256 amino acids.
GAGAGAGAGAGAGAGAGAGAGAGAGAGAGAGAGAGCAGAGCAGAGCAGAUCUGGCAGAGUAGCAGAGCAAUGGCGUCGUCCGACAUGGACGUGAGCUUGGAUUUCUCUUGGGAGGCCCUGGUGCUCGAGCUCGGCGACGCAGAUAGCAUGCACCUGCCGGCCGAGGACUCUCUCUCCGGCCUCUACGACGACUCGACGAGCUCGCCGGACGGCGCCACCUCGCGGUCGACCAAGGCAAGCAGCUUGGAGAGGAAGAACAUAAUCAACGAGAGGCACCGGCGCAGGAUGCUCAACGAGAAGCUCUACGCCCUUCGCCGUGUCGUUCCAAACAUCACCAAGAUGGACAAGGCGUCCAUCAUCCAGGACGCCAUCGCCUACAUCGAGGAGCUGCAGGAGCAGGAGCGCCAGAUCCUGGCCGCCCUCAGAACCGACAGCUGCACCGCCGUGGUCAAGGCGGACGACGCCGCCUCGACCGGCAGCAACGCGGAGGACCAUGGCGUCGGCUCCUCGCCGCGGAAGAAGAUGAGGAGGACCACCUCUGCCUCCUCCAUUAACGGCGCCUUCUCUUCUCCUAACCCGCAUCCGGUUCAAAUCCUCGAGCUGGAGGUGACGCAGGUAGCAGAGGAGUUGACAAUGGUGAGCAUGAGACAUGGAAAUGCCCACGAAGCCACUGCGAAGGUGUGUGAGGCACUCGAUUCGCUCUGUCUCAAGGUCAUCUCAACAAGCAUCACUGCCGUGGCCAGUGGCAUCGUCCACAACAUGUUUGUUGAGACGGAAGGAAUGCAUGGUGCUCAAACAAUCAAGGAGAUGAUACAAACUCACUCAGCCAUCUCGAUGUGAGAAGAAGCUCACCGAUGUCUAUGAGUCCCUGUUGAAGAUUGAGUGUUGCAAAUAAUGCACUAAUGGGCAUCCCAACUAUCUACGAGUUAAUCAUCUCAAUUUAACUAAUGUGCUUCCCAUCUACCUAUGCUCCAACUACCUAGUCAUGUUGAUGCGCAUGAGCGCAUCUCAACAACCUAUGCUCUAGUAUAAUCAGGGGAUACACUAAUGACAAUCCCAACUUUUCUCAAGCAAUCAAGGAGAUCGUACAGAUUCACCACCGAACCUCAAUCUGGGAAGAAGCCCACCAAUGUCCAUGAGCCCUGAUGAAGAUUAAGUGUUGUGAAACGGCUUCUUCUGAUUUUUCGCUAAUUAAUCAGAUGAUUCUCUUCUUAAUAAAUGGAAGAGGCCGUUUGGCCUCAGUUUCAAGAAAAAAAGAUCAAGAAAAAAAGAA